ACUGAAUCGUCGAGACCAGCUUGCAGAUGAAUGGCAAGAGUCUCCAUUCGAGAACUCGUUCGUUUCAGAAGCUCUUUUCUCUCUCAUCCCACUCUGUUCCACUCCAAAUCCAGUCUUUCUUCCUCAUCUUCACAUUCUUGUUCCUUGGAGUCGAGUUCUGAUAGCCCAACACACUUGCUCCGUCACCGGACUCUAAACCUGUUCAAGACAUGCUACAACAUGAAACAGCUCGUUCAAAUCCAAGCCCAUUUGAUCACUUGUGGUGUCUUCCAAAACCCAUCUCUUGCUGGCAGAGUUUUGAAGUGUGCACUUGAUUUCGGUGAUUUAAAUUACACAAUAUUGGUUUUUCGAUGUAUCGAAUCACCGGAUACAUUUUGCGUGAAUAAUGUAAUCAAGGCCUAUGCUUGCAGUAAUUUCCCACAUCAAGCUGUGGUUUUCUAUUUUGAAAUGGUGAGCAAGGGGUUUGUUCCCAAUAGUUUUACUUUUCCACCGCUUAUUAGUUCUUGCGCAAAGAUGGGUUGUUUGAAAUCGGGGCGAAAAUGUCAUGGCCAAGCUACUAAGAAUGGUGUUGAUUGUGUGCUUCCAGUAGAGAACUCUUUAAUUCAUUUAUAUGCCUGUUGUGGGCUUAUUGAUUAUGCUAGGAAGGUGUUUGUUGAAAUGUCACUGAGGGACUCGGUAUCUUGGAACUCAAUUGUUGAUGGAUUUGUGAAAGUUGGUGAAUUGGACAUUGCUCAUCAGCUGUUUGAUAAAAUGCCAAUUAGGAAUGUGGUUUCUUGGAAUGUCAUGAUUACGGGGUAUUUGAACGGUGGGAACCCCGGCAACUGUUUGAAGUUGUUUAGGACAAUGGCAAAGACUGGAUUGAGAGGCAGUGAAACGACAGUGGUGAGUGUGCUAACUGCUUGUGGUAGGUCAGCUAGAUUGAGGGAAGGAAGAUCAGUUCACGGUUCUCUCAUCAGGACAUUGGUGGAUUUGAGUUUGAUCAUCGACACGACUUUGAUAGAUAUGUAUAGCAAAUGUAGAAGGGUGGAUGUUGCCAAACUAGUUUUUGAUAGGAUGUCAGUCAGGAAUUUGGUUUGUUGGAAUGCAAUGAUUUUGGGGCAUUGCCUCCAUGGGAAUCCGGAAGAUGGACUCAGUCUAUAUGCAACAAUGGUAGACAGAACUUGCUCAAGAGAUGGUGAAAUACAUUCCGAUAACAAUAUAAAGCUAGAUGAAGGACAAAAAAAAUUCCCAGAUGAAAUUACCUUCGUUGGUAUCUUAUGUGCUUGUGCUCGUUGUGGGUUGUUGAUAGAGGGAAGAAACUACUUCAGCCAAAUGUUUGACUUGUUUAGUAUAAAGCCCAAUUUUGGGCAUUAUUGGUGUAUGGCUAAUCUCUUUGCCGGUGUUGGUCUAGUAGAAGAGGCGGUGGAAAUCUUAAAGAGCAUGCCCAUUAAUGAGAAUGUAUUGUAUGAAUCCUUAUUAUGGGCUAGAUUGCUCGGGUCAUGUCGUUUCCAGGGAAAUGUGAUUUUGGGUGAAGAAAUUGCGAAAGCUUUAAUUGAAUUGGAGCCUGAUAAUCCUUCAUGCUAUGCAUUGCUGUUGAAUGUCUAUGCUGUAGCAGGUCAAUGGGAGGAUGUUGCUGGGACGAAGCAGAUGAUGAAGGAGCAAGGGAUUAAAAAAAUAGCGGGUUGUAGUCUCUUUGACUUGCAAGAUAUUGUUCACAACUUGAAUUUGGGAGAUAAAUGGCAACAACAGCAUAUGCAAGAGGUCAGCAUGCUGAUGGCUGAAUUGGCUCAGCGACUAAGCUUGUUGUCUGCUAAUUCUCAAAAACCACCACUGCAUGAAACAGAAACUAGAAGCUAAUGUCUGCACCAAUGGGAAGUCAAAACCUAGACUCUUCUUUAACCCACUUUGUUGGACAUUUGACAAACCGGGAUACCAAUGGCGAUCCUGAAAUAUGGGAUAAUGCUUUGGCUAGUGAGGACGAUGUAAAAUUUUGAUGAAUAUGAAUGUAAUUGUUUUUUAUGGCCUGAUACAAUCAUACAAGAAGUCACACUUCGGCAGAAGAAUGUGAGAGAGCUGAAAUAAGUUGAGAAGUAAAGAUUCUAAGAGCUCAUUCUUUUUUCAAUCUGAGUGCUGUUGUGGGCAGAAUGCAGGCAUGACAGAUACACUAGCUGGUUCACAGAUAAAAGCUUGACAACUUUUCACCUAGGAGAUGGAACAUCAUGACAUGGGUAUGAAAUUGUGAAGCCUGGACACUUCUAAGAGUGUGGCAUACCGUGUCAUUUCGAAGACCGACACAAUAUUCGUGAGACACUUAAAACAAUCAAUUGUGUCACUUAAAACAAUCAAUUGUUGAACACACGGCCCACAGGCAUGAAACUGUGAAACAUACAAGUGCUUGCCGUGUUGACAUGACACUCUAUUCAUCUAACACUUCUCAACAGUUGUUGGACCCAUGUUUAAACAUGUCUUAUUAAUUUACGAACUUAGUUUUUUGUUAA
Messenger RNA from Camellia sinensis, 2477 nucleotides. RefSeq names its product Pentatricopeptide repeat (PPR) superfamily protein. Lineage: Eukaryota; Viridiplantae; Streptophyta; Magnoliopsida; Ericales; Theaceae. Gene Ontology annotation, molecular function: protein binding; RNA binding. The record is from RefSeq and is a predicted model, not a curated record. Gene Ontology annotation, biological process: RNA modification.